Molecule: messenger RNA, 1432 nt
Organism: Liolophura sinensis
Lineage: Eukaryota; Metazoa; Mollusca; Polyplacophora; Chitonida; Chitonidae
Exons: 5
Coding region: 226-858 (210 amino acids)
Source: RefSeq, a predicted model, not a curated record
UAUGUGGCGUCUCCUACGUGUAUAUGGGUAUUCACGCACAGUUCACGUGAUAUCUGUUUUACUGUAUUCUUGUUUGCUCGACGUAGAUAAUGAGCAUAUCAUUAGGACAUAAUAGAUGUUUACUGCGUUAUAUUUUGGCUAAUUUUCCCACGGUUACACACAGUUAAACCGAGGUACGGCCGCGGAGUUAGUCCAACUCUACAGCACAUUGUGAACUGUCUGACUAUGGUGACCGUGACUUCAACAUCAGCGUGCACCCUGCUGGUGAUGACCGUCACCUAUCUUACAGUUGUAGUUUCCGGUUACCGUGUGGAUUGCCCGGCUGGCUACAGCCUGACUGAAAACCUGAGAGAAUGUUACCGACAGACUGGCCUCUCAUACAAGCCAGGGCACCCCUUCAUCAACGUCCGCGCCUUGGUCGAAUUCUGUAGUUUGCCCCAGAGUGCUGAUCCCAUGGAGUGCGUUAAACAAGCCUGGUCGCCAUGUAAUGGCCAGUGGACUGCAGAUGACCGGGUGGAGUUCAUGACAGAGAUGAAUAUCGUUAAGCCAGGCUACACUUAUCUUUGUUCCCAGGCCCAAGAUUUAGAGAAAAACGCUGGAUGUAUCGAAAGCGCCAAGAGCGAGAUAGAGGAGUGUCUGCUGAACGCCCAGUACGAGGCAGACAAGAUACGAGACUCCUUCUUUACAGUCUCGACCAUUUCAGAUAAACAAGAACUUGGGAUUAAAAAAAGUUUUGGCGAGACCGCCGCGUCAUGUAGUUUUCGGGCCGCAUCACAAUUCUGUAAUCAGAAGAUUGCCAGCAUCAUCGGGAACUUUAUCUACGCUGUGUAUGCCAAUCCAUAUGUCUCACACAAUUAGGGAUGGCAUCAAUUCUAAAGCCAACAAACAGAGUUGCCUGAUAAUUCAACGUGUUAUUUAAUCAUGAAUUUCACACAUGUAGACGUUAGUUAAUAAAGACGUUAAGUUUUUAAGGAGUCCUUGUGAACGAAUAAUAGCAAAGAUACAGGAGUUAUUAAAACCAAUUUCAGAAUAAUGGUGGUUUGAUUUUAUGUCUUGACGUAUCCAUGAGAUCCACUGAUUAACAUCACGUAGUAAAGUACGCAGGUCACUCCGAGAAAGAACUUUGCAUCGUUGGCAAAAAUCAUUAUUUCGACCUUUAUUUUGGUCAUCACCAUUGCUUACUCCGAGGAAGAACUUAAAAUGCAUCGUUGGCAAACAUCAAUAUUUCCACGUGUAUUUGGUCAGGAACAGGAUUAUUUACAAGGCAACAGCUGUCUGUUGAGAGCUUAAAUACCUGUACGUUUAUCCGAAUUGUGAACUGCUAUUACCAUUAAAAUAAACCAGUUUUGUCACAAUAACAGUAACAAUAAAAGUAUCAGUGGCAGUUACUAUAAUCAUAGGCCCAAACUCAAGGUAUCUACCAUUGCUACUC